AUACGUAAUUAUGUAAAGUUCAUGACUGUCCAUGACAUAACACAGUAAUAAUCAACUAAUUAGCGAUAUCAGACGCCUUAUCAAAAUUGCGCGCGUAUAAAAUACUUGUGAGAACAUUAUUGUUUAUGGGUCAAUUAAAGCUUCUUACUAACCGACAAGGUGGGAGCGGAUAUUGGAAGUGCUGCAUCAGUACUUCACACUUAUUCUACUUCUUCAAUUGUUAAAUCAUACUCUGCAGAUUCACCUUUCAACAACUAUAAAUAGUGAUGAAACCGCUCAAAAAUCGCUAAAAAUGUCUAGAAAAUUAUUAAAACUUGGCGUGGCUGCUUCCUCACUGGGUGCAUACACCUGGGCCUUGCGAACUGAUCAUGAAACAGUCAAUUCCAUUGGAUUGAUACGUUUAUCCAGGGCAGCAUACUCAGUUUUCAAAAUAUCUGUCAUCUACCGCACGAAUCUGUAUGGUACUGGUCUGGAUCAUGAAUCAGAUGAGUAUUUACAGAUCAAAUCAGCUUGUCAUCGUCACGGUGCUGAAAAUCUGCUGGAUUUAUGCUGUAAAAACAAAGGAAUAUACAUAAAAGUUGGUCAGUAUGUAGCAGCACUAGAUUAUUUACUGCCGAAAGAAUAUGUUGAGACCAUGAAGGUAUUACAUAGCCACGCACCGGAAAAUACUCUAGACGAUGUAAGCCGUGUCCUAAAAGAAGACCUAGGCAAAGAUAUCAAAGAUCUCUUUAGUAGUUUCGAAGAGAAACCUUUGGGCACUGCAAGUUUAGCGCAGGUGCAUAAAGCAGUCCUGCAUGAUGGUCAAACAGUGGCUGUGAAAGUACAACAUCCUUUUAUACGUAAAAAUUGCAAAACCGACUUGAAAACGAUGGAAUAUUUAGUGAAAAUCGUCUCCUGGGUGUUUCCGGAGUUUCAGUUUCAAUGGGUUGUUGAUGAAACGAAGAAAAACGUGCCGAUUGAGUUGAAUUUCGAGAUUGAGGCCAGUAAUGCAACAAAAAUCGCGGAAUUGUUUAAGGAGUGCAAAUGGUUGAAAGUGCCUAAAGUCUAUGAUGAUUUGUCCACGCAACGUGUCUUAAUCAUGGAGUUCGUCGAAGGUGGCCAAGUGAAUGAUUUGAAGUACAUUAAACAGGAAAAAAUUGAUCCGUUUGAAAUCAGUGCAAAACUUGGCCAGUUGUAUUCCAAAAUGAUUUUUAUCCAUGGUUUCGUCCAUAGUGAUCCACAUCCUGGUAAUAUUUUAGUCAAAAAGACUAAACAGGGAACUCUAGAGCUUAUUCUUCUAGACCACGGAAUUUACGCUAAUUUAAGUAGGAAAACAAUGGUAGACUAUGCAAAUCUCUGGUUGAGUAUCCUCGACCGGGACAGAAUAAAAAUGCGCACAUACUGCAGUAAUCUAGGCAUCAGCGAUAAAGUAUAUCCGAUUUUUGCGUGUAUGAUAACAGGCAGAACGUGGGAUUCCAUCAUGGCGGGUCUAGAAAGUUCAAAACGUACGAAAUUCGAAAAAGACCGCAUGCAAAACGAAUUCCCAAAACUAUUACCCAACAUCACCGAAAUCCUCAACCAGGUAAACCCGGAAAUGCUGCUAAUACUCAAAACCAACGAUUUGAUGCGUGGAAUUGAAUCAACAUUGAAAACCACCGCAAGAAUGGGCGCCUUCCAAGUGAUGUCCGAAUGCUGCGUGAAAUCCGUGUACAAAAGUCGCAUUGACGACGCCCGCGAUCGUUUCAGCAAGUUAACCAACACAAUGGCGAAAUACUGGCUGUUAUUCAAGCUGAAUAUGUACUACACUUACUUGAACCUGCGCAGUGGUAGAUUCAUCUUCGCUUGACGCACGCCCGCAUCAAAAAAACCACAAGUCUUCCAUGAUUUUUUAAAUGAAUGAACGUUUUGUUAUAUUAUAAAUUAAUUAUUACAAUAUUUUUAAACUA
This is a messenger RNA of Dalotia coriaria, 1925 nucleotides long. RefSeq names its product aarF domain-containing kinase 1-like. The record is from RefSeq and is a predicted model, not a curated record. The coding region runs from base 293 to 1825 and encodes 510 amino acids. Gene Ontology annotation, molecular function: protein kinase activity; ATP binding. Lineage: Eukaryota; Metazoa; Arthropoda; Insecta; Coleoptera; Staphylinidae. Gene Ontology annotation, biological process: protein phosphorylation. The transcript has 6 exons.